UUAUGUAACCGAUCGAUUACAGUAGCGCAGCGUGGUAUUUAGGCUUCUUAAGAAGAAGACAGAUCGUAAGUGGUAACUACUUGGCAACGACGCGACGCAAAGCAUUGGAGUGAGUGACAUCAACGUAGCUCUCUCUCCAUUGCGCCACCGAAUACGAGACGCUGUCCCUUCUCCUCUCAAAUCUUAAUCGCCAUGGCGUCACGGGACAACAAGAAGCAAUCCAAGGCCUCCAGUAGCCGAGCAGGCCGAAUCCGCACGCUCUCCGAUCUGAAUCGUCCCUCCGCCGACUCCGACAGCGACUCCGAUGGCCCCCAGGAGUACUACACCGGCGGGGAGAAGAGUGGAAUGCUUGUCCAGGAUCCUUCAAAGGGAAAUGAUGUGGAUGCAAUUUUCAAUCAAGCUAGGCAACUUGGUGCUGUUGAAAGGCCUCUUGAUCAGCUUCAGGAGCCUCCAAGGUCAACUAGCUUUGCUGGAACUGGCAGGUUACUCUCGGGGGAAACUACACAAUCUACUAACCAGCAACCUGAGGCAGUUGUUCACAACAUUAUUUUCUGGAGUAAUGGUUUCACUGUAAAUGAUGGACCUCUGAGGAGAUUGGACGAUCCUGAAAAUGCCUCAUUUUUAGAGAGCAUAAAAAAAUCUGAGUGUCCCAAAGAACUUGAACCUGCAGAUAGGAGGUCAUCUGUUAAUGUUAACCUCAUAAGGAGGAAUGAGAACUGUCCCGAACCCGAAAAGCAGCAUGUUCCAUUUCAGGGAGUGGGAAGAACUCUUGGAAGCAGCUCUUCAUCAAUGACUCCUGAUCCAACUGUUGCCUCAACACCUCUCAAUGCAGCGCCAACUCCUUCUGCUGGCCUGGUAGUUGAUCAAUCAUUGCCAUCAACAUCAAUACAACUCAGGUUGGCUGAUGGAACCCGCUUGAUAUCACAUUUUAAUAAUCACCACACUAUCCGCGACAUCCGUGCCUUCAUUGAUGCAUCUAGACCUGGGGGCCGACAGGCUUAUCAACUUCAGCUGAUGGGUUUCCCCCCAAAGGUUCUAGCUGAUGAAACUCAGACUAUAGAGCAGGCAGGACUAGCAAAUUCAGUUGUGAUACAGAAAUUCUAGCAACAUGCUACAUCAUGCCAUUAGUCUUUGCUGGCUAAAUGCUGCAUUGAAGGGAACCAGUUUUAUUGGGGGCUUCUGGACGUGAGGUACUGUUAUUUACAAAAACAGAUAGGAAAACCCCAAUGUUGCGGGGGACAUUUUCUUUUAAUUGCUCAAAGUUUACCAAGUAAUCUAUUUGCUUUAAGACCAGUUGGAUGGUUUAGCUUUGGACCUAAUUCUUUAUCUUAUGAUGAUUGUGUUGUGUCCACUUUCUAGCCGGGCCUUGUGACUGAACUUGAUAUUAUAUGGAACACUUCACUGAAAUGUCAGAUAACCUUCAGUCACACGUCAGUUUUUGAAUAUGUUAAACCAACUACCAAGUGUGGUUAUAUUA
Messenger RNA from Cajanus cajan (pigeon pea), 1477 nucleotides. RefSeq names its product plant UBX domain-containing protein 4. Gene Ontology annotation, molecular function: ubiquitin binding. Gene Ontology annotation, biological process: Golgi organization; autophagosome assembly; membrane fusion. The record is from RefSeq and is a predicted model, not a curated record. NCBI's taxonomy places the organism in Eukaryota, Viridiplantae, Streptophyta, Magnoliopsida, Fabales, Fabaceae. Gene Ontology annotation, cellular component: nucleus; cytosol.